Messenger RNA from Ylistrum balloti, 3895 nucleotides. RefSeq lists its product as uncharacterized. Bases 179 to 646 code for a protein of 155 amino acids. The record is from RefSeq and is a predicted model, not a curated record. The transcript has 3 exons. Lineage: Eukaryota; Metazoa; Mollusca; Bivalvia; Pectinida; Pectinidae.
CUAUGUCCGUAAGACUAAGCGGAAACCGGAACAUGACUGGGUGUAUUGUGUGUAUAUGGAUUCAGGACGCUGAGUUGUUUACAUCCAUUGUAUAACCUUCAUUUGAUACAUCAACAUCCUUAACUAGGACGACGAUAGAAGUCAUCGUAUCAAAGGGGAAAGGAUCCAUUUAUCAACGAUGACGAUGAAUACUAUCAUCGUGUGUUUCAUCGCCGUUCUCCUCAUCAACCGAGGGUAUGGUUUACGGUGCUAUAAAUGUGACAACUUGAAUCAUCGAAAGAUAUGUGGUCGGCAUGCUCAACUUACUGUUCAAAACGUAGAUAAUAUCGUAAGUUGUAAUGGCACGUGCAAAAUUGCAGCAAAAAGGGAACGAAUAGGUGAUAAGGUGUUCGAUGUGUAUAUGCGAGACUGUGACCAUAAUUGGAAAUAUGAGGCUUGUAAUCAGACUGAAAAUGCUAAAGUUUGUCAUUGUAAAGAUCGUGACUUUUGCAAUUAUCAUCUGGAGGAUAUUCCAUUCGAAGAUGCCAAGAGUUCCGAAAUUAGAUCCCCAGAGAAUGCGACAGGCAGACUUUUUAGAUCCCAACAAACGGUUAUAAUGAACACUCUUUCUGGAUUUGUUGUUUAUUUAUCAUAUAUCCUUAUGUGAGGUGGUAACGGCGAUGUGAUUCACCGUGUGCUUAUCUCGAUAAAGACAAAAAAACUUACUGGAAUAUUCACCAUGUGCUUAUCUCGAUAAAGACAAGAACACUUACUGGAAUAUUCACCGUGUGCUUACCUCGAUAAAGACAAGAACACUUGUUAAGAUAUUUACCGUGUGUUUACCUCGAUAAAUACAAGAACAAUUAUUAAGAUAUUUACCGUGUGUUUACCUCGAUAAAGACAAGAACACUUAUUGGGAUAUUCGCCGUGAAACUUGUCAAAAUGUCAAACUCACACACCGAUGCUUGUUGGGACUAGGAAUAAUUUGCAGUAGAGUUGAAUAAUUUCUUUUAUCAUGGACGCCCGAUAAUAGAGAAACCUAUAUUUAAAAAUAAAUCAGAGAACAUUAUUUCAGAAACGCAAGCAACUGUACAAGGAACAACAUACGGCUAAUCACUGAAUCCAAAGGAAUAGCGAACAGGAGCGUUACCAUGGCCGUCAAUGAUCCAGAGACUGUUUUAUUACCCGGAGGAUUGAUAAUACCAUCAACAUGAAAUGUUGGUUAAAUGUUUGAUAUCAUUGAAGUGGUGUUAUUGAAUUAUUUGCUGUGACGUCAUACUUUUGUCCUGACAGGAGAAUCUUCCCGUCUCCCCCUGAGGUAUAACAAGGGAAUCUCGGUAAAAGGCUAGAUAUCGCUUUCCAGGGUAAAUAACAGCCUUAUGCAUUCUAGUAUAUUUACUGAAAAUGACAUGCUCCUCUGAAGAAACCUAUUGCGAUGUUAUUGAACAGCACAUUUACCCUUCACAGACACGGAAGGUUAAUUACGAUUGUGGCGCAGUACAAAAUUACUUAUACAAAGACACCAUCUUAUCGAAUGUUUCACCUAUCAAUUCAUAUAUGGCUGAUUUUUUAAAAUAAUGUUUACCAUCUGUCCUAAUUUAUUCCAAAAUGAUUUGUACACUAACGUACCUUUUAUUGUAUAUCUUUACGUAUAUUUCCUAUGUAAAUGCAAUCUGAUCAUACCUACAAAUAUUUAUCGACCGUUCCCUACCUCACACAUAUAUAUAUAACUUUGGAAUGAAUUUAGUUCGUCCCCUCAAUAGCGCUGAUCUGAGAAAAGUAAUCUGAUAACUUACUAUCGGGUACACCAAUAUAAUGGGGAAUAACUUACUAUCGGGUACACCAAUCUAAUGGGGUAUAACUUACUAUCGGGUACACCAUUCUAAUGGGGUAUAGCUUACUAUUGGGUACACCAAUCUAAUGGGGUAUACCUUACUACUUACUAUCGGGUACACCAAUCUAAUGGGGUAUAACUUACUAUCGGGUACACCAAUGUAAUGGGGUAUAACUUACUAUCGGGUACACCAAUCUAAUGGGGAAUAACUUACUAUCGGGUACACUAAUGUAAUGGGGUAUAACUUACUAUCGGGUACACCAAUGUAAUGGGGUAUAACUUACUAUCGGGUAUACCAAUCUAAUGGGGUAUAACUUACUAUCGGGUACACCAAUGUAAUGGGGUAUAACUUACUAUCGGGUACACCAAUGUAAUGGGGUAUAACUUACUAUCGGGUAUACCAAUCUAAUGGGGUAUAACUUACUAUCGGGUACACCAAUGUAAUGGGGUAUAACUUACUAUCGGGUACACCAAUGUAAUGGGGUAUAACUUACUAUCGGGUACACCAAUGUAAUGGGGUAUAGCUUACUAUCGGGUACACCAAUCUAAUGGGGUAUAGCUUACUAUCGGGUACACCAAUCUACUGGGGUAUACCUUACUACUUACUAUCGGGUACACCAAUCUAAUGGGGUAUAACUUACUAUCGGGUACACCAAUGUAAUGGGGUAUAACUUACUAUCGGGUACACCAUUCUAAUGGGGUAUAACUUACUAUCGGGUACACCAAUGUAAUGGGGUAUAACUUACUAUCGGGUACACCAAUGUAAUGGGGUAUAACUUACUAUCGGGUACACCAUUCUAAUGGGGUGUAAUUGACUAUCGGGUACACCAAUCUAAUGGGGUAUAGCUUACUAUCGGGUACACCAAUGUAAUGGGGUAUAGCUUACUAUCGGGUACACCAAUCUAAUGGGGUAUAGCUUACUAUCGGGUAUACCAAUCUAAUGGGGUAUAACUUAGUACUUACUAUCGUAUACACCAAUCUAAUGGGGUGUAAUUGAAUAUAGGGUACACCAAUGUAAUGGGGUAUAACUUACUAUCGGGUACACCAAUGUAAUGGGGUGUAAUUGACUAUAGGGAAGUUAAGAAAAACGUACUAGUUCAUUAUACUUACGAUUGUGAAAUAGUUCUUUGUAGUUAACAUUUAAGGACUGACAUAAGACUAACAGGUUAACUCGAUAGCUAAUGGGUUAUAUCAUUACACAUCAUAGCUGCUGAGUGUAAGUAAGCGCUCGAUGUAUUCAACUGUUCAAUGCAUUGAGUACAUGUAUGUGUGUUUUUCAAAAUUUACUUGUUUCAUUUUUUCAUUUUUUUAAACAUCAGGUCACGAAGACUCGCUGAGAGGGAAAAGUCAGACAUCAGUUUUAUCUUAUAAUUUAUAAUCUGAAUUCACAUCACAAAGAAAACUUUACUGGUGCAAUUGAAAUAUUUUUGUAGUACUAGGUAUGUGUUCGACACCCGAUAUGUUUACGCCAUGAUAUGUUUAUGGUGUUGUCUCUCUAUUUAGACGACUCUUACAAGUUUUGCGUAUGCAUGCUACGACGUCGAGUCACUGCUCAUCAAGCGUGUGAUAUGUUUGUAUAUACUAUCAACCAUGUCACGUGGUUUGUGCCUGAAACGUUUAAUAUGUAGUUUAAGAAUUCACGUAAUGUUUUAUUCUUUUCUUGUUCACAUGGUUUUGUAUGUGAUAUCACGUGAUGUUAUUUGUAACUACUUAAAAGUGUUCAUAUGAUUUUGUAUGUGAUAUCACGUGAUCUUAUUUGUUACUACUUAAAUGUGUUCAUAUGAUUUUGCAUGUCACGUCAUAUGGUGCUAUCCAUAAAUGUGUUAAAUAAUCAAAUAUUAUUUUGUAUGAAAUAUCACGUGGUGUAAUUCGUGCAUGGCCACCUUUGGCAGUCAAAUGAUUUUGUAUACAAUAUCACGUGGUGUUGAUUUUGGCAUCACGUGAUUUUGUAUAACAAACAAAUACCAUUCCUAAAGCACGUGAAGCCCUGCUGUUUCCCGCGAUGUUUUGACAUAUAUUAAACUAAGCAUCUGGUAUUUUAUUACAGAAUUUUUUUAUCCGUAAUAAACUCAAGAUAUCUCG